AUGCGACCCGCUGGCGGGAGAGUAGCCGAGGUGCCGCGCGCGGCGCAGCCGAUCUAUGCCUACAAGGAGUUUGACGACGAGAUGGAGCACUCGUCGGAAAUCCCGCCCGCCAACGACUAUGGCGUCAUGGCGCAGCAGCACGAAGAGGAGUACGAGUACAUGGAGCACGAAGGCGAGCUUCCGGAAGACGCACUGUACGAUGAAGAAGACGAGGAGGAGUACGACGAGGAUCUUGACGAGGAAGAGCUUUCGUCGAGUCCUUCGAUCCCCGACGAGAACAUCAACUUUGACUUGGUGUAUGCGCUGCAUACCUUUAUUGCUACCGUCGAUGGGCAGGCGACGGUGCAAAAGGGGGACCAUCUUGUGCUACUUGAUGACAGCAACAGCUACUGGUGGCUUGUGCGUGUGAUGGCCUCGCAAGAAGUCGGCUACAUUCCCGCCGAAAACAUCGAGACGCCCUACGAGCGCCUCGCGCGCCUGAACAAGCACCGCAACGUGGAAAUCACCACUGCAACAGAGAAUGACCAUGACCAGGUUCCCAUGGACCUAUACAGCGGCCACCUCGUCAAGUCGCGCUCGCGCGGCGCGGUCGAUGUCCAGUCUGGCAAGCCAUCGGCGCUUUCGCGGCGCGACCGCAGCGGGCGUCCCGAGCAGAGGCGCUCGGAGCAGCGCAAGCGCGGUGUGCUUUUCGGACAGUCGGAGUACGUCGAGCACAGCGGAAACGAGGCGAGCGACGAGGAGUAUGCGUACGAAGAGUACGACGAAGAAUACGAAGAAUACGACGAGUACGACGAGUAUGCCGAGGGAGUGUACGAGCAGGAACAUGCGCGCUCGCCACUUGGGGACGGGGCGGAGCAGGCCGGUCUUCAAGCACGCUCACCUACUGCUGCAUACGACGCAGAAGACGCACGCGCGCUGCGUGCCCAGAGCACCACACCCACAGCGCCCGGCACAUUUCCCCUUGCCGCUGAAACGUCGCCCAAGCUGGCAAGCGACACGAUCCAGCUCCGCCAGCGCGCGACGCCGUCGCCACGCAUCUCGCCGUGCCCUGCCCCAUCUGUCAUUGGCCUCUUCGCGCCGGACGCGGUGCCUGGCGACAGUGCUAUUCCCAUGGAAGGCAAUGCGCGCGACUCGGCAAUACGCUCCGACGAAGCGCGCCGCAGCCGCCCCGGGAGUCUCGUCGGCAUUGCGGGCUCCGUUCCCAUGUUCAACGUUGUGCGUGUCUUUGCCGGCGAGAAUGUCGAGAGCGCCGCGACGUUCAAAACUGCGCUGCUGAACAAGACGACUACAUGCACGGACCUUGUGCGCCAGGCCAUGCAGCGAUUCAGCGUCGAAGACGAUCCUGCCGACUACCUGAUUGUCCUCCGCCGCAUGGACGGCCAGGAACAUACGCUGCUGCCCCACGAGAGCCCCCUCCAAGUGCUCGAGUCCAUCUCGGAGGGACAGGAGGGCGAGCGCUCGCCCAACCGCCCGCGCGACAGUAUUGGAUCGAUCGCUUCUUUGCUGCAGGAUGUCUCUGUGGAGCGCGCUACGUACGACUACAGCGACGACCGGUUCGGCAAGUUUUACCUCAUGCGCAAAGGGCCCUACUUUGAGCGUGCGGAAACAAGUCCUUUCAACGACCCACACGACUCUCCCAGCAUGCACAAAUUCACCGUCCAACUGGCGCUCUUUCCCACCGAUCUGCCCGAAGGCGUCGUAUUUGACCCACAGACCGGCCUCGCGACGCACAACGAACCUGCGCAGGCCAUUCCCGCAUCGGCCAAGCCCCAAACGCGCUUUUUGCGCUUUGCACGCAACGCAACCGUGGCGGACGUAGUCGAGGCGGCCCUCGAGGCCUACCAGGUCACCGAAGGCGUCGUCGACGGCGGCGACAAUGUCGAGCAGCGCGGCGCGCGCGGCAGAGUUACCUACGGCCUCGCGUCGGUGAGCGAGGCUGGCGAGCAGAUGCUUGCGCCGACCAGCAAAGUGCUCGCCGCAUACGAUACACUCCCCCUCUUUACGCCCGAGCUGCGGCGCACGAAUCUCGAUAUGAUGAGCCCCGGCGCACAGGAGGACUUGCUGGCCUCCGAUCCUUUGUUUGUCCUCCGCCGCGCACGCUCUUCUCCGCGCGCCGCCGCAUUCAGCCCAAUUCCCGAGCUGCACGGAUGGGGCACGCCCGGGCUUGCCUUUAGUCCGUGGCUCGGUAGCGAGCUUGACGGGCCUCUUGGCGAUACGCGUCCGAUCGCGCCGCGCGCAGUGCCCACGGUGCAGUUCAACAGCGAGCAGGGCGUGGAUCUCGUGAUGCGCAACGGCGUGCGUCUUCGCAGUGCGCGGCAGCCACACGCGCCCCAAGUCCGUUACUCGCUGCUUUCCCAAACGGGCAGCGAGCAGGACGCGAGCGAAGCAGUGCACCAGGUUUUGUACGACAUCACAGCCAAGCACGGCGCGCGCGACGGCGAUCUCCUCGAGUGCUUUGUCGAGCAGUUCCCCUCGAUGGAAGACGCCUCCAUUUCAGAGCACAUUGACAACAUGCUGCGCCACAUCACAGAAUCGUCGGGGAUGCGCGCUGCCCAACAAGCGCCGCCACCCCCCGCCGCAAGUUGUGCCGCCGCGGUUCGCGCCGCGCCGCUGAACCGCUCUGGCUCUUUGCGGAGUGCAUCCGCGAGCGACGCGGCUACCUCGCGCAGCUCUGCCGCACGCACUGUGGAGCGCACUGCGCCUGCAGACCGGGUGGUCUCCGACACCACCGCAGCGACCGGCACGGGCCGCAAGCGCGAAAUGUACAAUAUCCAUGCGCUGUACAGUAUUGUCGACGCACUUGUCCUCGACGCAAAAAGCGAUGCAGCGCUAAACAAGUCACACCGGCGCACGGGCUCGGCGUCGUCGCAGGGAUCGCAGUCGGUCCACCGCGCAUCGAUGAUGGCUGCCAAGUUGAUGGAGGCGUCGCCGGCGGAAUCGCUCUACGCAAAGAGCAACGGCCUGCUUGCUUUGCGUUUCCCCGACUCCCAGCAGUCCAUGCUCAUGGCAACGGUGCAGCAGCAGUAUGCGCCGCACAUGGCACACAUUCAGCAGAUCGAACGCUCCCUCGAUGCACUGCUCGCCGCUGCCCUCCACGUUUCCUAG
Molecule: messenger RNA, 3105 nt
Organism: Malassezia vespertilionis
Lineage: Eukaryota; Fungi; Basidiomycota; Malasseziomycetes; Malasseziales; Malasseziaceae
Gene: BUD14
Product: protein phosphatase regulator
Exons: 3
Coding region: 1-3105 (1034 amino acids)
Biological process (GO): signal transduction; establishment or maintenance of actin cytoskeleton polarity
Cellular component (GO): cell tip; microtubule cytoskeleton
Molecular function (GO): protein binding
Source: RefSeq, a predicted model, not a curated record